GUCAAAAGAAAUUUUUAGUACUUAACCUCACUUUUUAUACGAAUUUGUAAUAUAGUCCGUUCUUAUUAAUCAUUUAUUAUGAAUAUUGAAGAUUCCAUAGAAAAAUCAGAUUUCUUCUUGAGGGAAAUUCCAGAUGUUAAAAUAUCUAAACCUACAGCUUUGUCAAAGAAGAUUGUUAAAGAGGAAUUGCAAUUUUUAACACUCUCAGAUGAUAUCCAGGAAAAAAUAUUAGAUACGUUGAAAUAUAUAUAUGGGCCAGAUUUUAAAUUAAAUAGUGCCUCAGACUAUGAAGAAUCUAAAUCAAAUUUACUUAGAAAAUAUUGGGUAGGUCAAGGUUCCUUAGUUGUGAAAGGUGGGAUUGAUUUUUCACAAAGUAAAGAUGAACCAAAGGAAGAAGCUGAGAGAUUAAAACAGUUUGCCCUAAUGAGAUUAGAAAGUUAUGGUUUUCAUAGAAACCAUUGCAUAGAAGCGUUCAAUUAUUGUAAAGGGGAUAUCCAAGAUUCUAUUUAUUUACUUUAUUAUAAAUAUUUUAAUUGGGAAAAGGCGCCGAAAGAAAUUGAACACGGUUUAACAAAAAAAGAACUUAUGGAGCAGAGAGCUGAUGAAAAAAGUUCUUUAGAAUCAAUAUACGAUCAAACUUUUAAUCCAAAAACGGAGAACGUGUGGAUUCUUAACCUCAAAUUGGAAUAUUUAGUGAAUAUGUUUCAUAAUAAAGAAGAAAAAUCGAUUAAAGUUGUCAAAAUAGAUAAAAGAGAAAAGUGUAGGAAUCUUCUUAGACAAGGGCAUUGUAAAUAUGGUGAUAAAUGUAGAUUUUCUCAUCAAAAGGAAGAAAAAGUCGAAAAGAAAAAUGAUGCUCAUUUAGAAUCUUUUAUAUUCGAUCUAGAAAUACGUUUUCCAUUAAACACCCAGUAUCCUUAUGAACCACCUCUAAUAUUGUUAAAAACUAACGCCGUACUUCCUCCUUUAGUAAAUCUUCAUAUAUGCAAAAGACUUUAUGAAGAAGCUAAAUUGUUAGCGGAAGAUGGUAUACCGUGUGUUUAUACUAUAACAGAACUUUUACAAAACGAAGAAGAAAUAAAACAAUGUUUAAAAGAAGAUAUAAACUUUAUACAUCCGAAUCAAAAACUUUUCGAUGAGAAAAACAAAAAGGAAAUAAAAACAUCGAAACCAAGCCACUACGAUAAAGGAAAAACGUACAGAUCAAACAAAAAAGAGCAAAGUAUCGAACAGUUACAACGGGACGAUAAGAAGAUUGUAGAAUCGUUCAUAUAUAAAAUUCAAGAUGAGAAAUAUAAAAAAAUGUUGAAUAUCAGGAAAGAUUUACCUGCUUGGGCAUUACAGAAAAAUAUUGUAAACACUAUUAAUCGGUCACAAGUUGUAGUUAUAAGCGGAGAAACCGGUUGUGGCAAAAGUACUCAAGUACCUCAGUUUAUACUUGACGAAUGGAUUAAGAAUUAUUCUAACGACAAUAGACAUAUUGAAAUUGUUUGUACGCAACCCAGAAGGAUAUCUGCUAUUGGUGUUGCCGAGAGAGUAGCAGAUGAAAGGAUAGAAAAAAUAGGAAAUACAAUUGGAUAUCAAAUUAGAUUAGAGAGCAAAAUGUCUUCCAUGACAAGAUUAAGUUUUUGUACCACUGGUAUAUUAUUAAGAAGACUAGAAAGCGAACCAACUUUACCAAAUUUAACGCAUGUGAUUGUUGACGAAGUUCACGAAAGAAGUGAAGAAAGCGAUUUUCUUCUUUUGAUAUUAAAAGAGCUUCUCCAAAUUCGAUCUGAUCUCAAAGUGAUAUUAAUGAGCGCGACUAUGAACGCUUCCCUUUUUUCCGAAUAUUUCGGUGAUAUCCCGAUAAUCAAUAUUCCCGGAAGGACGUUUCCAGUCGAACAAUAUUUUUUGGAAGAUAUAUUCGAAGCUACUGGAUACAUUUUAGAAGAUGGUUCCGAUUAUUGUCGAAAAUUGAAACGCGAUGAAAAUUAUUUGGAAGUUAUGAUGGCUACUAGUGAAGUUAGUUACGCUAAUAAUAGACCCAAAGAAAAUAUCAGAGACGAACAUUUAAAUCCCGUUCAAAUAUUGGCCAGAUAUCAAAGUUAUAGUUUAACGACAUGCAAAAAUUUAUAUCUUAUGGAUCCAGAAAAAAUUAAUUACGAUUUUAUAGAAAUCGUAUUAGAAUGGAUAGUGUCUGGGGAUCACAGGUAUCCUAAAUUAGGAACAAUCCUCGUAUUUCUACCGGGAAUCACAGAAAUCACAACUAUGUAUGAUCAACUUAUUAUUCACCCUCUGUUUGGAAGAAGAACCGGACGUUUCAAUUUGCUUCCGUUACAUUCAUCUUUAUCAAGUGAAGAUCAAUCUGCCAUAUUUCGGAAACCGAAAGAGGGACAAAGAAAAAUUGUUUUAUCCACCAACUUAGCGGAAACGUCUGUAACAAUAGACGAUUGUGUUUUCGUUGUGGACGCUGGUAAAAUGAAAGAGAAACGUUUCGAUCCAAAUAGGAAUAUGGAAAGUUUGGAAACAACUUGGGUUACGAGGGCUAACGCAUUACAAAGAAAAGGACGAGCUGGGAGAGUAAUGAGUGGUGUUUGUAUACAUCUUUAUACAAAUCAUAGGUUCAAAUAUAAUAUGAUGGCACAACCCAUUCCAGAAAUAAAUAGAAUACCGUUGGAACAAUUGAUUUUGAACAUAAAGGUGCUGCGAAAUUUUGAGAACAGAGAUGUUGUAGAUGUGUUGGGGGCAUUCAUAGAACCGCCAACAUUAGAAAAUAUAUCAACAGCAGUCGAAAGAUUAGAGAAUGUCGGUGCUUUAGACAAAGAUGGGAAUUUAACUCCUUUAGGUCACCAUCUAGCUAUGUUACCGGUAGAUGUCAGAAUAGGAAAACUAAUUUUGUACGGUGCAAUCUUCGGUUGUGUAGACUCGGCUUUAACAAUGGCCGCGUGCUUAAGUUCAAAAUCACCGUUUAUGUCACCUUUCGGUAAAAGAGACGAAGCAAAUAAAAAGAAACAAAACUUUUCGCUCGGUAUGAGCGAUCAUCUUACUACAUUGACUGCAUAUAAGAAAUUCCUGCAGCUGUACAAGAAAACAACCAUAGGGGCUAAACAUUUCGCCAAUGAAAAUUUCUUAUCUUAUAGAACAUUAACGACAAUUGCGGAUGUGAAAAAACAGUUUUUAGAAUUAUUAGUUGAUAUAGGUUUCGUACCAAUAAAUUUGAAUACAAAAAGAAGAUUAGGUUGGGAUGACGUCUAUGAAAUUACUGGACCCGAGUUUAAUAGAAACGGUGAGAAUAUACGACUUCUAUCAGCUGUUCUGUGUGCCGCCCUCUAUCCGAACGUAGUGAAAAUAUUAACGCCAUCUAAGUCAUAUAUAAUGAGCGCUGCGGGAGCAGUGCCAAAAGAAAAUGUUGCCAAAGAUUUGAAAUUUGCAACGGCUCACGAAACAGUAUUCAUGCAUCCUAGUUCAAUAAAUUAUACAGUCAAAUCUUUCACUAGUCCAUAUUUGGUAUAUCAGGAAAAAAUUCAAACCAGUAAAGUGUUUUUCAGGGAGUGCACGAUGGUACCUGUGCUCCCACUCAUACUCUUUUCAUCGUACGAUUUAAAUAUCAGAGUACAAAGAGGAAAUACUUUCAUAGUGUUAGAAGACGGUUGGAUCGUUUUUCAAGUGGACGACCACAAAAUAGCGGAAAUGAUUAAAUUGAUACGACAGGAGCUUUUCAAUCUUUUAGAAGAAAAAAUUAGGGAUCCCCUUCUAAAUUUAUUCCAUAACGAUAAAUGUGAAAAAAUUAUUUCGACUAUAUUAUGGAUGAUAAAUUUAUAAUAGAUCACACUGCCUACACUUGUAAAUAAAAUUAUUUAUUUUUGUAAAACAUACUGGUGCAACUUUAACAUCAAAAUUGAUUAUUUUUUCGAUCAGAUUUUAUUAAAUUAAAGCGAAAGUUUUCAAAUGCA
Molecule: messenger RNA, 3932 nt
Organism: Diorhabda carinulata
Lineage: Eukaryota; Metazoa; Arthropoda; Insecta; Coleoptera; Chrysomelidae
Product: putative ATP-dependent RNA helicase DHX57
Exons: 14
Coding region: 79-3801 (1240 amino acids)
Cellular component (GO): intracellular anatomical structure
Molecular function (GO): protein binding; RNA binding; metal ion binding
Source: RefSeq, a predicted model, not a curated record